Messenger RNA from Echinostoma caproni, 630 nucleotides. NCBI's taxonomy places the organism in Eukaryota, Metazoa, Platyhelminthes, Trematoda, Plagiorchiida, Echinostomatidae. The record is from the annotation of a GenBank genome assembly.
GUUCAAAAUGGAAGUACGGCUCGAAUCAUCUACAUUGUGCGUGAUCCACGUGAUACCGUUGUUUCCUUCUACCAUUUCGUUCGCUGUUUUGCGCCUGUAGGAUACAAAGACACGGAAAAAGUUGCGGGCUUUGCUAAUCGAUUUCUUGAAGAUCGUCUGCUCUACAGUCCUUGGGAUGAACAUGUGAAAAGUUAUCUCCGUCCAGCAGCCGAUUGGGCAUUACAAGAGUCCAAGGAAGAAGACUUUACAUUCCGACCGAAAGUGUUGCUUAUUCGAUAUGAAGCGUUGAAAGAAAAUCCAAUCGCUGUCGUGCGUAAAAUCGAAUCAUUCAUCUUGGAUACUUGGGUCGCCGGUGAUGGCAAGAAUGCGAAACCGGCUCGGCUGACUAACGAACAAAUGCAGGCUUUGGUGAAACACUGCUCGUUUUCGGAAAUGUCGAAAAAUCCGAUGACAAAUUACGAUUGGUUCAAACAGAAUGGUCUGUGGUCGUGCAAAGAACAAUCCACAUCGUUUCUACGUCGCGGAAUAGUGGGAGACCACAAAUCAAUACUUACGAACGAGCAGGCUGAAUUGAUUGCAUCGAAAGCCAAACAGUCUGGUCUGGAAUGGACAUUACGUGAACAUGCAUAG